Molecule: messenger RNA, 1629 nt
Organism: Drosophila teissieri
Lineage: Eukaryota; Metazoa; Arthropoda; Insecta; Diptera; Drosophilidae
Gene: DIP-zeta
Product: lachesin
Exons: 9
Coding region: 1-1629 (542 amino acids)
Cellular component (GO): neuron projection
Source: RefSeq, a predicted model, not a curated record
AUGUUGCCCCCGUCCUGGCAUCUAAUUGGGGCCCUCCUAGUGCUCGCGGCCACAGCGGGGGACUCCACCAACAAGAUCAUCUUGCCGCAGAUUCUAAACGGUGGCGGCGUCGGCGGCAUUGGCGGCAUCGGCGGGGGCAUCGGAACUGCCCAGGGCAAAUAUCCGUCUGGAUCCAAGACGUUGGCGGCGGGAGUGGUUCCAAACUUCGGAGGAGCAGCUGGCAAUGGAGCGGGCGGCGGCGGAGGUCCUGUGGCUGGCAGCGGAACUGGCAGCACGGUGGUCGGGAGCAAUGGCGUGAUUGUGGCCGGAGGCGGGGCCAAUGUGCCGACCUCGAAUUUAAACAUUGUCGUCGAAGAACCCGAAUUUACUGAAUACAUCGAAAACGUAACUGUACCUGCUGGACGUAAUGUUAAACUCGGUUGCUCCGUCAAAAAUCUGGGCUCAUACAAGGUCGCCUGGAUGCACUUCGAGCAGUCCGCCAUCCUGACCGUUCACAAUCACGUGAUCACGCGCAAUCCGCGCAUCAGUGUCACGCACGACAAGCACGACAGGCACCGCACGUGGUAUUUGCACAUAAACAACGUGCACGAGGAGGACCGGGGUCGAUAUAUGUGCCAGAUCAAUACGGUGACGGCCAAAACGCAGUUUGGCUACCUGAACGUUGUGGUUCCCCCCAACAUCGACGACUCGCUGAGCUCCAGCGAUGUGAUUGUGCGGGAGGGCGCCAACAUUUCGCUGAGGUGCCGGGCCAGUGGCAGUCCCAGACCCAUUAUCAAAUGGAAGCGCGACGAUAACUCCCGCAUAGCCAUCAAUAAGAAUCACAUAGUGAACGAAUGGGAGGGCGACACCCUCGAGAUAACUCGCAUUUCCCGACUGGACAUGGGCGCCUAUCUGUGCAUCGCCUCCAAUGGCGUUCCUCCCACGGUUUCCAAGCGCAUCAAAGUCAGCGUGGACUUUCCCCCAAUGCUGCUUAUACCCCAUCAGCUGGUUGGUGCUCCAGAAGGUUUCAACGUCACCAUCGAAUGCUUCACUGAGGCGCAUCCCACAUCUCUGAACUAUUGGACACGUGGCGAGGGACCAAUCAUUCACGAUUCGCACAAGUACAAAGUGGAGGCCACAGUCGGAUUGCCAGCUUAUAAGACCCAUAUGAAGUUGACCAUCAUCAAUGUGAGCAGUGGCGAUGAUGGCAUUUACAAGUGUGUGGCCAAGAAUCCGAGGGGCGAAACGGAUGGCAUCAUUCGAUUGUACGUUUCAUAUCCUCCAACCACUGCCUCAUCGGGCAUAUACUCCACGGAUUCGCAUUGGGCAGAAAAUGGGAUCAACAACAAUUAUGCAUAUGGUGGCCCCGACUCCACGCGAUCGAUUUAUGCGCAGGAUAAAAAUACGCGAUAUCAAUCGAAUUUGAACGAAAUCGGCUUAUCUGAACAAAAAUCCUUCCUAGAUAAGACGCAGAAUCCGCUGUUGGCCAAUGGCAACGCUAACGGGGAGGCGGAUGCGGAAUCCAGCGGGGUCACCACCCGGGGUCACAACCCUUCGAUGGCCAUUGCGUGGCUGCUCGUCGUCAUCGCGACGUUGUUGUUAACAAUCCGAUCUGCGGUUGGUUCUAGCCUUAGCCUAAGUCUAUGUUAG